Mus pahari (shrew mouse) is the source of this 3319-nucleotide messenger RNA. It is a transcript of the gene Nedd9, whose product is annotated as neural precursor cell expressed, developmentally down-regulated 9. The record is from RefSeq and is a predicted model, not a curated record. Gene Ontology annotation, cellular component: cytoplasm; plasma membrane. The transcript has 7 exons. Lineage: Eukaryota; Metazoa; Chordata; Mammalia; Rodentia; Muridae. Gene Ontology annotation, biological process: cell migration; cell surface receptor protein tyrosine kinase signaling pathway. Bases 137 to 2638 code for a protein of 833 amino acids. Gene Ontology annotation, molecular function: protein binding.
UCAGAGACUCCGCAGUGCGCGGGAGGCGAAGGUUCUCACUUCCAUCCAGCCCUGCGCUCAAUGGAGGGGCGGACUCUGCAGUGCCUCACUCACUGUGUGAUUCGAUAGGACCGGGGCUCAUCAGAUCACCGCCGACAUGAAGUACAAGAAUCUUAUGGCGAGGGCCUUGUAUGACAACAUCCCUGAGUGUGCUGAGGAGCUGGCCUUCCGCAAGGGAGACAUCUUGACUGUCAUAGAGCAGAACACAGGAGGACUUGAGGGAUGGUGGCUGUGUUCCCUCCAUGGUCGGCAAGGCAUUGUCCCAGGGAACCGGGUGAAGCUUCUGAUUGGUCCAGUGCAAGAGACCCCGGGUCAUGAGCAGCCUACUCCUGGACCGAUGCAUCAGACCUUUGGCCAACAGAAACUCUAUCAAGUACCAAACUCCCAGGCAGCGUCUCGGGAUACCAUCUACCAAGUGCCACCCUCCUACCAGAAUCAGGGAAUUUACCAAGUACCCACUGGCCAUGGCACUCCGGAACAAGAUGUAUAUCAAGUACCGCCAUCAGUUCAGAGGAACAUUGGCGGCACGAAUGGACCCCAUCUAAGCAAAAAGGUAAUCACCCCAGUGAGGACGGGCCAUGGCUAUGUGUACGAGUACCCAUCCAGAUACCAAAAGGAUGUCUACGAUGUCCCUCCUUCCCACAGCACUCAAGGGGUAUAUGACAUCCCUCCUUCAUCAGUAAAAGGCCCUGUGUUUUCAGUUCCAGUGGGAGAGAUAAAACCUCAAGGGGUAUAUGACAUUCCCCCCACCCAAGGGGUCUAUGCCAUUCCACCAUCGGCUUGCCGAGAUGAGGCAGGGCUCAGGGAAAAGGAAUAUGAUUUCCCUCCUCCAAUGAAGCAAGAUGGAAAGCCGGACACCAGACCUGAGGGGGUUUAUGACAUUCCUCCAACCAGCACCAAGACAGCAGGGAAGGACCUUCACAUCAAAUUCCCCUGUGAUGCUCCAGGAGGUGCUGAACCAAUGGCACGAAGACACCAGAGCUUUUCCCUGCACCAUGCACCCUCUCAGCUGGGACAGUCUGGGGACACUCAGAGUGAUGCAUACGAUGUCCCCCGGGGAGUUCAGUUUCUGGAGGUACCAACAGAAACCAGCGAGAAGGCAAACCUGGAAGAAAGAGAUGGAGUUUACGAUGUGCCUCUGCACAACGCAGCCGAUGCCAAAGGCUCUCGGGACGUGGUAGAUGGGAUCAACAGACUGUCUUUCUCCAGCACUGGCAGUACCAGGAGUAACAUGUCCACAUCUUCCACCUCCUCAAAGGAGUCUUCACUGUCAGCCUCCCCGUCUCAAGACAAAAGGCUCCGGCUAGACCCAGACACAGCCAUUGAGAAGCUCUAUCGGCUCCAGCAGACCCUGGAGAUGGGUGUGUGCAGCCUCAUGUCACUGGUCACCACAGACUGGAGGUGCUAUGGAUACAUGGAAAGGCACAUCAAUGAGAUCCGCACCACAGUGGACAAAGUGGAGCUGUUCUUACGAGAAUACCUCCAUUUUGCCAAGGGAGCUUUAGCCAAUGCCUCCUGCCUCCCAGAACUGGUCCUCCACAACAAAAUGAAGCGGGAACUCCAAAGAGUAGAAGAUUCCCACCAGAUUCUAAGCCAAACCAGCCAUGACUUGAAUGAAUGCAGCUGGUCCCUGAAUGUUUUAGCUAUCAAUAAGCCCCAAAAUAAGUGUGAUGACCUAGACCGGUUUGUGAUGGUCGCCAAGACAGUGCCAGACGAUGCCAAGCAACUGACCACCACCAUCAGCACCUACGCAGAGACCCUCUUUAGAGCAGAUCCUGGCAAUUCCCAUCUGAAGAACGGGCCCAACAGCAUCAUGAACUCAAGCGAGUACACACAUACGGGCUCCCAGAUGCAGCCACUGCAUCCUGGUGACUACAAAGCCCAAGUCCACAAUAAGCCGUUGCCUCCUACUCUGAGCAAGGACCAGCCACCAGACUGUGGUAGCAGUGACGGUUCUGAAAGGAGUUGGAUGGAUGAUUAUGAUUAUGUUCACCUACAGGGCAAGGAAGAGUUUGAGCGACAGCAGAAGGAACUCUUGGAAAAGGAGAACAUCGUGAAGCAGGGUAAGGCGCAGCUGGAGCAUCAUCAGCUGAGCCAGUUCCAGCUGUUGGAACAAGAGAUCACCAAGCCUGUGGAGAAUGACAUCUCCAAAUGGAAGCCCUCUCAGAGCCUCCCAACCACCAACAACAGUGUGGGUGCUCAGGAUAGGCAGUUGCUUUGCUUCUACUAUGACCAGUGCGAGACUCAUUUCAUUUCCCUCCUCAACGCCAUCGACGCCCUCUUCAGCUGCGUCAGCUCAGCCCAGCCCCCACGGAUCUUUGUGGCACAUAGCAAAUUUGUCAUUCUCAGUGCACACAAACUGGUGUUCAUUGGAGAUACUCUGACAAGGCAGGUGGCUGCCCAGGACAUUCGCAACAAAGUCAGGAACUCCAGCAACCAGCUCUGCGAACAGCUCAAGACGAUAGUGAUGGCGACCAAGAUGGCCGCCCUCCACUACCCCAGUACCACCGCCUUGCAGGAGAUGGUGCACCAGGUAACAGACCUGUCCAGAAAUGCUCAGCUGUUCAAGCGUUCCUUGCUGGAGAUGGCCACCUUCUGAGAAGAAGUGGAAGGGACUGGGUGAAUAAUUACUAAGGAAAACUGGAAAUACUAUCUAGUUUUUGUAAAUGUUAUCUAUUUUUGUAGAUAUUUUAUAUGAAAUUGAAAUGUUUCAAUGUUUUUGUGAGUUAGUCAGUUUUCAUCAAUUCAGGGAGCUGAAGUGGGAACUUAUUUUGUUUCCCCUGUGUGGUUCUGAUAUAAACAUAUAAGUAUCUAAGACAUAAGUUGUACAGAACUGUGUCCAUGUUUGCGUAUGCCUACGUAUCCAUAUUUGUUUAUAGCUGUGUGUCUGAUACAUCCCAUUAAAAACAUGAAUUGAGAAGCACCUUAGUAAGCACCUUCUAAUGCUGCAUUGUUUGGGUUUUGUAGAAAAUUAUACCACUUAGUUGUCAUAUUGCUCUACAUGUAGUAGUAGUGGUCUGAGCCCAGCACACCCAACUUUCUUGUCUGAAACCUCUUUCAAACUUGACUUGUCUUUAACCCGGUGGUAAAUCUGACCAACUUCUGGUUGAAGGGGGAAGGAGAGAGAGAAAGAUUCAAAAAAAAUAUUAACCUAUGGUUUCAGGUGCUAGAGAGAAGCAAGACAUGUGUGCUGUACUAAGAGGCCAUGUCUACAGUGGUUAUUGUGUUAUUUCGAUUCUGAAAGGAACCAUAAUAAAGAGAAAACAUUUGUUUCCCUGGG